UCUCAAAGAUAAACAUGACCAUAAGUGAAAAUCAAUUGUUGAAUGAUCUCACAAAUUCUAAAAUCAUAGGCGAGAGUAGCAAACAAAAGUUAAAUAUGAAAUCAUUGAACCAUAAAGAAGGUCCUAAUGAAGGAGAAGUUCGUGUGAAUAAAAAACGAAGCAGAGAUAAGGCUGUGAUUAGAAGUGAGAAUGAUACAAAUGGGGGAGGGAAAGAUGAAAAGUAUCGUGAUCCAGAUCAUGAAAUGCAUAUUUUGACUGAAAGAGAAAGGAGAAAGAAAAUGAGUAACAUGUUCUCUAGCCUUCAUGAUUUGCUUCCUGAACUACCUUCUAAGGCUGAUAAAUUAACAAUUGUGGAUGGAGCAGUGAAGCAAAUUAAAAAUCUACAACAAAGUAUUGAAAAGUUAGAAAAGAAGAAGCAAGAAAAGCUAAAAUAUGCUUCCAUGUUCAGAAGUGAGUCAUCAUCUGUGAUCAACAAAUCACAUUGGCAUCCCUAUGAAUCAAGGGAAACAACCAAAGCUGGUCAAGGAUCCUCGACUUAUAAUAAUAACUUGCCUACUAGUGCAAUUGUAACUUCAUAUCCUAAUUCAAAAGCAUUAUCACUACCUCCACCACAACAAGUAUCUUUUCAAACAUGGUCUUCUCCAAAUGUUGUCACAAAUAUAUGUGGUGGUGAAGCACUGUUCUCUAUAUGUGCUACUAAAAGGUCGGGUCUUUUGACAAAGAUUGCUUUUGUAUUGGAGAAAUAUAUGAUUGAUGUUGUAUCAGUCAGCAUUAUCUGCAACGCAAAUGGAAAUUUCUACAUGAUUCAGGCACAUGCAAGACAGGGUUCGCAUGACACAAAUUCAAUGGAGGAAAUUUACAAACAUGCAUCUAGAGAAAUUAUGAUGUGGAUCGCUUAAAUUUUAGAUUAUAAAACUUGUCUCUGCAUUCUGUAUGAAUUUGAAUUUAGUUUUUUCUCCAAAAAACUGUUUUGAUAUGGUCAAACUUGUAUGAUUCUCUUAAGAUUAGACAAGUAUAAUAUUUCAUUUUUAUGAAAUUAUUAUGGUGUUAUUCAUUUGAG
Messenger RNA from Vicia villosa (hairy vetch), 1060 nucleotides. RefSeq names its product transcription factor bHLH95-like. The coding region runs from base 15 to 899 and encodes 294 amino acids. The transcript has 3 exons. Gene Ontology annotation, biological process: regulation of DNA-templated transcription; endosperm development. The record is from RefSeq and is a predicted model, not a curated record. Gene Ontology annotation, molecular function: DNA-binding transcription factor activity; protein dimerization activity. NCBI's taxonomy places the organism in Eukaryota, Viridiplantae, Streptophyta, Magnoliopsida, Fabales, Fabaceae.